CAACACCUCAGAGAGAGGAACUCACCACACAAGUAACAUCAGUCCCAAACUCAGAGUUCACACUGAGCCGGGCCACCUCGCGCUGACACUGGCAGUGAACCGGAGAGCUUUUUCCUGCAGGCCGAACACUGGAACAGGAACCUUGACAUUAGGAUGGAAGCUGCUCAGGAACGCAAGCCCAAGAGGCCCCACUACAUCCCCCGGCCGCCGGGCAAACCCUUCAAGUAUCAGUGUUUCCAGUGUCCGUUCACCUGCAAUGAGAAGUCCCACCUCUUCAACCACAUGAAGUACAACCUGUGCGAAAACUCCAUCUCUCUAAUGUCGCAGAAGAACGGACAAACGGCUCGACAGGUCAAAGCUGUAGCUAAGGCGGCCUUGGUCAAGCCGAAGGACUGCGCAGACGCUUCCCCGGCAGCUCAGAACAACAGUCCAGAGAAACAAGAAGCAGCAGAGAACAAAGAGGACAGCCCAGAUGACACAGAAGAGGUGGAUGUCGGGCGUGACAGUCCGGCGAAUAAGGACAAUGAGAGUGUGGCAAAAUCAAAUACAGCGAAGGAGGGCGAGAACAGGGAGUGUGACGCCGACAAGGAUCUGCCGCGCCCGUCUGCCUUCUCCCCUGUCACACCCAACCGUGACGGAGCAGACGCCUUCAAGCCGCCGGUGCCGCACACAGAGGACUCGCAGAACCCCGGCCCCGCUUUCAACCAUCCGGGCUUCCCCUGGGGCCCCAUUCCACCACCCGUUCCCUUGAAGCCCCUCCGCUCUCUCAUGGUGUCCGAGUACCCUCCGUAUCUCCUGCCUGACCGACCGCUGUAUCCGCCGUACUACCUCCCAGGAAACCCCUCCAUGAACGAGCCGAACUCCUCUUCUUACUCCCCCGAGUUUCUGAAGCAUCAGAGGGCAGUGAUCACGCCGUCUCACACCGCCCCGUUUCCCCCGUACCCAUACAGGUACUACCAUCCUCUUCACCCAGGAGCCCCUCUGCAUUACACGCUAUACAGACCCCACGAGCUUCCCCUGCCAAUUGCAGAACCUAGAUAUCUUCCUGUGGAUUUGUACGGCCCAACCCACAGCGCUAAGGACUACGAGCUGUACGUGCAUUCACGUCCCGCUGAGCACCACCCACAGACUUCUCCACAGCAAGACAGCCACCAUGGGCAGAGUGGGGACAAAGCCACCAGGCUGAGCCCUAAAGAGGGCUGCUCCGCUCUGGGGUCUCCCGACAGACCCAGUCAAGCACACGUCAUCCAGAGAGACGCAGAAGCCCCCCAGUACACCCAGCUGGGUGAGACACACACCCCUCCUCAACAAGGACACACAGCGGUGCCAGCGGUCAGAAGUGACCCGAGAGAGGAGGCCUCUGUGGAAACCUCGCUGCAGGUGGAUGGAGGGUCAAAUGAGAACAGACAAUACUCCUCGUCGGUUUCUGAAUCAGGUGCUCAUGCUCGAUCACAACAAGACGACGUGGACAGCACAGACGACCCGGCCCCCCUCAACCUCUCAACAAGAAACCACGACCAUACAAAACAAGCAGACCAGGCACUGAGGGGCUCUGACCCGGAGAGGCUGGAGGAGGACGAGGCGCCGCUGAACCUGAGCCUUCGAGCUUCUCACAGCAGCCCCGUGCGCAGCCCCGCCCGGAGCGAGGCAGGCAACGAGCUGGAGGAGGAACUGUGUGACCAGAGGCAAACCGCGGCUCUGGCACUCUGUCAGCUCGCCAUCGCGAGCUCUGCGGCCGCUUCACUGCGGCCCCCGAGCGACGCUGCAAACACUGCCUCAGCGCCAGCCGCCAAGCAGAGCAGCAGGGUCAGGGGAGCGUGCGUGAAAAGAGCACGUAGUGGUCACGCUGACAGUAAGUACCACAAACCGAACAAGAGGGUGAAAGCACACGGGAGGGCUCUGCGGAAGAGGCCUCGCUGCUGCUAGCAGCUGCACUCUGACUGCUGUUUAGGACUGAAUAUCUGUUAUCUUUACUGCUGCAAGCCUCAACAUCAAAAGACUCCUGGCUGCCUUUUCUGAAGCACUGAAAGUCUCUGUUUUUCUAUUAGAAGCUGAUGUGACAUGCCAACAGCACUGCCACAAGGAUAUAUAGCAAAUAAAAUGUUUGUCAUAGACCUGCUGCGACAAGUAAGUGCAGAUAGCAGUGGAAACCAGAUUUCCAACAAGUGUAAAAAUGCUACUGUGGUGUAGAAAAGUUGUAGUGAUUUAUUGUAGAUAUGUAUGUUGAAUAAAAAAAUUUA
Salarias fasciatus (jewelled blenny) is the source of this 2240-nucleotide messenger RNA. RefSeq names its product zinc finger protein 750 (gene znf750). Gene Ontology annotation, cellular component: nucleus. Gene Ontology annotation, molecular function: DNA-binding transcription activator activity, RNA polymerase II-specific; promoter-specific chromatin binding; RNA polymerase II cis-regulatory region sequence-specific DNA binding. Gene Ontology annotation, biological process: positive regulation of transcription by RNA polymerase II; epidermis development. The record is from RefSeq and is a predicted model, not a curated record. The coding region runs from base 154 to 1926 and encodes 590 amino acids. The transcript has 3 exons. Lineage: Eukaryota; Metazoa; Chordata; Actinopteri; Blenniiformes; Blenniidae.